ACCAGUACCACUACCAUUCUUUGAAAACAGCCACCGCCUCAAGAGUCUUAAGGGAAUGGCUAAUCCCCAAGUUUUCUGCGUCGCAACUGCUGACACUAAGCUCGAUGAGCUGAGGUUUCUCUCCGAGACAGUCCGGUCAUCCCUCACCGCCUUCUCCAACAACUCUUGCACCAACGUUGAAGUUGUGGUAGUUGAUGUUUCUGCCGGACAGAGAGUAACGGAGAGUUUCGCAGAUUUUGCUUUUGUUACCAGAAAUGAAGUUCUCUCAUGCUACUCAGGAUCCCUGGAGCAAACUCCAACUCUGCUUCCAAAUGAUCGAGGUGAAGCAGUUGUGAUUAUGAGCAAAGCACUAGAGAAUUUUCUUAAGAAAGCUCAGGAAGAGGAUCACGUUCUUGCUGGAGUAAUUGGCCUUGGAGGCACUGGAGGCACAUCUAUGCUAUCUUCUGCCUUUAGAUCUCUUCCACUUGGAAUGCCAAAGCUAAUAGUGUCUACCGUUGCCAGUGGUCAAACUCAACCUUAUAUUGGAACAUCAGAUUUGGUGUUAUUUCCAUCUAUUGUGGAUAUAUGUGGGAUUAACAGUUUGAGCAGGGUUGUGCUGUCAAAUGCCGGAGCUGCUUUUGCUGGAAUGGUCAUUGGAAGGCUUGCAAGGUUCCAGGGAUCAUCUGGUACUGGUAACAAAAAAUGUACAGUUGGUUUAACCAUGUUUGGGGUUACAACUCCAUGCGUAAAUGCUGUCAAAGAAAGAUUGGAAAAAGAAGGUUAUGAAACCCUUGUUUUCCAUGCUACUGGUGUGGGGGGAAAGGCCAUGGAGUCAUUUGUUAGGGAGGGAUAUAUACAGGGGGUUUUGGACAUCACAACAUCAGAGGUUGCAGAUUAUGUGGUUGGAGGUGUGAUGGCUUGUGACAGUUCCCGUUUUGAUGUUAUCAUAGAGAAGAAGAUACCUUUAGUCCUGAGUGUGGGAGCCUUGGAUGUAGUGUGCUUUGGACCUAAAGAUACCAUACCCUCUUAUUUUCUGCAGAGAAAAAUUCAUGUGCAUAAUGACCAGGUAUCAAUCAUGCGAACUACAGUAGAUGAGAACAAGAAAUUCGCCAGAUUCAUAGCAAAUAAACUGAAUCAGUCAUCAUCAAAGGUCUGUGUUUGCCUCCCACAGAGAGGUGUUUCAGCAUUGGAUGCACCGGGGAAGCCCUUUUAUGAUCCUGAGGCUACUGCUACUCUUUUGAAUGAAUUGGACAAGCUUAUUCAGAAAAAUGAUGAUCGACAGGUAAAGAGCUACCCUUACCAUAUCAAUGACCGUGAGUUCACGGAUGCCUUGGUAGACUCAUUUUUAGAGAUCAGCUUGAAGAAACAUACAGAAUCUAGCCUACCCCAAAGUGCUUCUUCUGAUUCCAGCCAAGACCUACAAAAAGAUUGUGCCUCCAAGACGAGAUCUGUGACACGUGACCAUUCUCCUUAGGCUUUAGCCCUGGGGACUUUCCUGAUGCAAGACCAGGUUCUAGUAAUCAAUAAAUAACAGUUGUUAUA
This is a messenger RNA of Rubroshorea leprosula, 1521 nucleotides long. The record is from the annotation of a GenBank genome assembly. Lineage: Eukaryota; Viridiplantae; Streptophyta; Magnoliopsida; Malvales; Dipterocarpaceae.